AUGAUUAAUGUUAAGACUGCUGCAGACCAACCUGAGCCAAGAGACACUUACAAGAUUGCUUACAUUAUUCACUUCUUGCUUGGUGCCGGAAAUUUACUUCCUUGGAAUGCUUUUAUCACAGGUGCUGACUACUUUGGCUUUCUCUAUCCAAACAGACAUGUUGAGAAGGUUUUCUUUGUGGCUUACAUGAGUUGUUCAAAACUAAAUCUGGUUCUAAUGCUAAUUCGGGGCAGCUGUUAUGGGAAAUUGAGAUCAAGGCUAACACUCAACUUGGGAUUUUCUAUGUUUGUUCUCUCUUUAAUGGUGGCUCCGCUGAUAGAUUGGUUGUGGUCCACAGAAUCAAGUGAGAAAACCUAUGGAGUAAUAGUUGCUUCGGUCGCAAUUUGGGGUAUAACCGAUGGUUUAGUUGGUGGAAACUUGAUGGGAUCAGCUGGAAGGCUUCCAAAACAGUACAUGCAAGCUGUUUUUGCUGGAACUACUUCUUCAGGUACUACCUGCAUUCAUAGUUUUUCAUACUUGUUACUUGUUUUCCCUUCUUAUUCAACACAGAUAAUGUUUUAA
Molecule: messenger RNA, 561 nt
Organism: Humulus lupulus (European hop)
Lineage: Eukaryota; Viridiplantae; Streptophyta; Magnoliopsida; Rosales; Cannabaceae
Product: equilibrative nucleotide transporter 8-like
Exons: 1
Coding region: 1-561 (186 amino acids)
Biological process (GO): nucleoside transmembrane transport
Cellular component (GO): plasma membrane
Molecular function (GO): nucleoside transmembrane transporter activity
Source: RefSeq, a predicted model, not a curated record